CCAUCCACGACAGACCAUACCUCCUCCUGCACGGUAUGGAGGCAGACACACAGUGACUCUGAUUCCCGGAGAUGGCAUCGGACCAGAGCUGGCCAACCAUGUGCGUGAACUAUUCCGGUUCUGCUGCGUGCCAGUGGAUUUUGAAGUUGUCAAUGUGGACUCGACCAUGGCCUCAGAGGACGACAUCAAUAAUGCCAUAAUGGCUAUCAGGCGCAAUGGAGUGGCACUGAAAGGAAACAUUGAGACCAACCACAACCUGCCACCCUCCUACAAAUCCAGGAACAAUCUGCUCCGCACCACUCUGGAUCUGUACGCCAACGUGAUGCACUGCCAGUCUCUGCCAGGAGUGAGGACACGCCACAGAAACAUCGACAUCAUGAUCAUCAGGGAGAACACGGAGGGAGAGUACAGCAGCCUGGAGCAUGAGAAUGUACCGGGGGUUGUCGAAUGUCUGAAGAUCAUCACCAGGACCAAAUCUUUACGCAUUGCUGACUACGCGUUCAGAAUGGCUCGGGAGAAAGGACGCAGACAAGUCACUGCCGUACAUAAAGCAAACAUCAUGAAGUUGGGUGACGGCCUCUUCCUGGAGUGCUGUAAGGAGGUUGCCAGCGGUUACCCUGAAAUCAACUUUGACAGCAUGAUUGUAGAUAACACAACCAUGCAGCUGGUUUCCAGGCCGCAGCAGUUCGACGUGAUGGUCAUGCCGAACCUGUACGGCAACGUCGUGAGCAACGUGUGUGCUGGGUUGGUUGGAGGACCGGGCCUGGUGCCGGGAGCAAACUAUGGAGAGGAUUACGCCGUGUUUGAGACGGGAACGAGGAACACAGGGAAGAGCAUUGCUAACCGCAACACGGCAAACCCCACGGCCAUGCUGCUGGCCUCCUGCCUGCUGCUGGAUCACCUGAAGCUCCACGCCUACGCCAGCAUGAUCCGCAGAGCCAUCCUCACCACCGUCACUGAGACUCGGCUGCACACUGCUGACCUGGGAGGCCAAGGCUCCACCUCUGAAGUGGUCCAGUCCAUCAUGAAUGCUGUUCAGAGCACCGGGCCUCGCACACUGAGCAUCUAGAACACACAGACACACUGUAAAACACACAGACUCCCUUUAAACAGCAGAGACGAGUCCCUCUGAAACCUCUCCUCACUAACUCUUCUAUGCAAUUUUAUGGUAACAAUAGUGAGUUGUUUAAUAUUAAUUCUGAAGUGAAACCUUAUACACAAACUGUUUUUAUGUCUAUGCAGCAGUUUUUAUUUACUCACAGGGUUUAUUAGCUUUAAAGGUUCUUUUUAAAGCAGAUUAAUAUAAAGGAAUGUAGGUUGUUUCCUGACCUCCAUGUUGUUUGAGCACUUUAUAGCAGCAGUCCUUUCUGUGAGUAUUAGUUCAUUUAUUGACUGAAAAGAGUUUGAAAUGUAAAUUUAUUCCAAAGGUAGCCAUUCUCCUGCUGAAUGUAUGACACUGACAUUUCUAAUAAAGCCUGUGCUGUAACACA
Molecule: messenger RNA, 1490 nt
Organism: Lates calcarifer (barramundi perch)
Lineage: Eukaryota; Metazoa; Chordata; Actinopteri; Centropomidae
Product: isocitrate dehydrogenase [NAD] subunit gamma, mitochondrial
Exons: 10
Coding region: 167-1069 (300 amino acids)
Biological process (GO): tricarboxylic acid cycle; isocitrate metabolic process
Cellular component (GO): mitochondrion
Molecular function (GO): magnesium ion binding; oxidoreductase activity, acting on the CH-OH group of donors, NAD or NADP as acceptor; NAD binding
Source: RefSeq, a predicted model, not a curated record